UUGUAAGGAGGUUAUGAGUCAAAUAAACUGACUGACUCUGCUUUUUUUUUUUAUUAUUAUUGUUGCAGGUACCAGAUUCCCACUGAUUUGCUUACAGAUUAAAAUGAUUCUUUUUAACCCAUUUCCUCAUUAGCUAAAACACUCGAAUGUUAUAAAACUGAAACAAAAAAGUUUGUUAUUCAUUAUUCAUUUUCUUGGAGACAAAGCCAUAGAAAAAAUAAUGAAAGGAUUAGAGGGAGCAAUGGAAUUUCUCAGACCCUUCAUUGACUCUAAAGCUUGGGACUACUGUGUUGUUUGGAAACUGGGUGAUGAUCCUUCCAGGUUCAUUGAGUGGGUUGGUUGCUGCUGCAGCGGUGCUAAUGGUAAUGGUAAAGUGAAAAUGGAGAACUAUUCUGCUGCUCUUUGUAGAGAUUUUUAUUUUAAGCAUUCUAUUACCACUCAACCUUGUCUGGCUCUUGCUCAUUAUCCCUCUUUUCUGCCUUUGUAUUCUGGCAGGAUUCAUGGGGAGGUGGUGACAUCAACUCAAUCAAAGUGGAUGAUUAUCCAACCCGAUACCUCGUCCCACUCGGAUUCUUCUUAUGGAUCAGUUGGAACUAGGGUUUUGAUUCCAGUAUUUGGUGGACUUGUUGAACUCUUUGCAGCUAGACAUAUAACAGAAGAUCAGAAGAUUAUAGACUACAUUACAGGUCAUUUUAAUGUCCUAAAACAAGAGUCCAUGGUUUCACAUGGCUACUCCAGCUUCAGUGACUCUUGUAUUAAUUCAAUUCUUGAGCAGAACUUCCAAAACUUACCAUCUCCUGGGAAUUUGUUAGGCUUAAAUCCUCAAACACAAAUUAUUUUCCCAUUAUAUCAGUCGAAUACUCCUUCCAGCCUUGAAGGAUCUUCUAGUGGUUCCAAUCCUUCAAAUGAGUACCUAUCACUCAAUUCACAUUCUGGUUACUUGUUACAGAAUGAAAUGUUGAACCAGGCAAUUGAAAAGUCAUUGGUCUCGGGAAAAUUAAAGAAUGAGCAGAACUUAUUGAAGCAUAAAACAGGUCUAUUUCUAGAAUGCGAUAACAAAAGGGUCGGGAAAGUUUUGCAUAAGCCUGAAAGAGAUCAUUUUCGAUCAAAAAAUCUCGUCACUGAGAGGAAUAGAAGGAAUAGGAUAAAAGACGGGCUGUUUACUCUACGUGCUAUAGUUCCGAAGAUAUCUAAGAUGGAUAAAGCUUCCAUUCUUGGAGAUGCAAUUGAAUAUAUUGGUGAGUUGCAGAAGGAAGUGAACAAAUUGCAGGACGAGCUCAAGAAAAUUGAGGAAGAAGAAUGCAUUGUUGGCAAUGCAGAACUGAUGACUUUAAAGUUGGAGGAAUUACAUGAAGGCAAAAAAAACUGGCCUCCUGCUCAGAACAACCAAGAUUUUUCUAGCUUUUAUGAAAAGGAAAUUUUUGAGGUGCAGAUAGAAGUAAACCAGAUUGGAAAAAGAGAAUUCCUGAUUAAGCUCUUCCGUGAGCAGAAGCGAGGAGGGUUUGGAAGAUUAAUGGAUGCUAUUUAUUCACUGGGGCUUCAAGUUGUUGAUGCUAAUAUGACAACAUUUGAUGGAAAGGUCCUGAGCAUUCUCAAGAUUGAGUCUAAUAUGAAGGACAUUCAACCAAAGAAACUGAGAGAAUCAUUACUCAAGCUUAGAAUGUAGAUAAUUCAGAGGAGCAGCGCAAUGCAUGAAGACUAGAACUAGUAUUUCCAGAAUUUAAAGAGUGAAGAUGGAAAAAUCAGCCAUUCAUCUAUUUUCAUGGAGGUGAAUGUAGCAAAAUAGCUAUAUCUAUUCAAAAACUAUAGAUACACAUAUACCAUUUAGCAGUAAAUGCUCAGAAACUUUCUAGAAAUAGCAUAUAGAAACUUUGUCACCCCUUCAUUUUUGCCUCUUUUAGGGCAGAUUUUCUCAACAGGGAUCUUGUAAAUGAAAAGGGUUUACAGAAGAGUCAAUACAGAAAAAAAUUCUAAGUUUGUUUU
Molecule: messenger RNA, 1983 nt
Organism: Mercurialis annua (annual mercury)
Lineage: Eukaryota; Viridiplantae; Streptophyta; Magnoliopsida; Malpighiales; Euphorbiaceae
Product: transcription factor bHLH90
Exons: 8
Coding region: 221-1666 (481 amino acids)
Biological process (GO): regulation of DNA-templated transcription
Cellular component (GO): nucleus
Molecular function (GO): sequence-specific DNA binding; DNA-binding transcription factor activity; protein dimerization activity
Source: RefSeq, a predicted model, not a curated record